This is a messenger RNA of Clarias gariepinus (North African catfish), 1829 nucleotides long. It is a transcript of the gene traf3ip2l, whose product is annotated as TRAF3 interacting protein 2-like. The coding region runs from base 218 to 1516 and encodes 432 amino acids. Gene Ontology annotation, biological process: positive regulation of canonical NF-kappaB signal transduction; humoral immune response. The transcript is spliced from 10 exons. The record is from RefSeq and is a predicted model, not a curated record. Lineage: Eukaryota; Metazoa; Chordata; Actinopteri; Siluriformes; Clariidae.
GUGUGAGAUAGUGUGUGUGUGAGAUAGUGUGUGUGUGUUCCCCGGUCGGACCUGUAGCUCUGUCUCCGGAUUUCGCCUUUGAUCUGCUUUGAUCUCACUCCCGGAGUCCGGACUUCGCGCGCUGAUGUUUCGAGCGGUGUGUGUGUGUGGAUGAGCUGAGCGGUUCAUGGCUCCAACGAGGCCCUGAGAUGGCGUCGGACAUUUAGAGACCGGCAGAAUGAUGUUGCGCAAUCUGCUCUUCUCGCCCACGGCAAUAAACCCAAGCUCUCAUUUCCAGUCACUUAACUUCCCGGAGGAGAACGACGAAACCAUGAGUAAAAGCGACGAUGACUCCCUCCUCCGCGCAGGUCGCUCCCCCGAGGCCGGCGCCGCUGACCCUCAGGCUACGACUCGGUCGCCUCCCAGCGGCUCAUUCCACGACUUCAGCGAUAGCUCGUGCGGCAGCGGCGGCAGCAUGCAGUCCGUAUACGGAGCCUACCAGCCUCGCCUGGGUCUGCCGGCUGGCUACGGCGCCCAGACGCCCUUCCCCAGUCAGGCCCAAAGCUCCUUCAGCACUCUGCAGCCUCAGAAGGACCAGUGGCUCCACGCCAGCUCUUUCUCAGGAGGGUUCUCCAGCAACGGACGGCCGUCCUGCCUCGUGUCUGGAGAUUACUGUUCUUAUCAGAGCAAGGCCUGCUGCUCGCACCCGAUGCCGGACAGCCACGGCUCUGACCCUGCCAGCUUGGAGCAGCCUCGCUCGCUGCGCUCCAUCCCUAUGGAAUUAGCGCCACACGGCUACUACCUGCCCCCCUGCGCCUCACACGGGGCGCCGUGCUGCGGCCCAGGGCCUGAACAUGCCUUCUGGAUGAAUCCCAGACCACAUAUCCCAGAUGUGCGGUACCAUGUGCCGUAUUCGUCUUCCUGCACCAGUAACAGCAAGCUGUCUGACCCCGAGCUCGUUCCUAGCAGACACGAAGCGCUUCACCCGCAGCCGAAGAGCGUUCCCAGCACCGCGCCCCUCUCAUUAGAGCAGAGGAAAGUCUUUGUGACUUACGAAGCCGACAACGAAAACCACGUUAAGGAGGUCAUCAAUUUUGUGGCGCUGCUGAGACACAACGGCUUCUACACCCACAUUGACAUGUUUGAGCAGCAGUUCAGAAGCAUAAGUAAGAUUGACUUCAUGGAACGGUACAUAACUGAGAAAGACUAUCUGAUCAUCAUCAUCAUCAGCCCCAAAUACUUUGAGAUUGUCACUAACGCUUCAUUAUGCAUAGAGAAUGACGAAACACUGAACACUGUCUAUAUUCACAAACAGUUACAGAAUGAAUUCAUUCAGAACGGGUGCCGGAAUUUCAGGUUCAUCCCUGUGCUGUUUCCUGGUGCCAAGAGAUGCCACGUUCCUGCCUGGCUCCAGAACACACACAUCUUCAGCUGGCCCAGGGAUCGAGACGACAUCAUGCGCCGGCUCAUGCGGGUGGAGAAGUACAACCCUCCGCCUAUAGGGGAGCUACCCACCAUCGUCUCCAUUCCCAUAUAGAGACUGAAGCGCGGGGUGGUGAUAUGCCGGUGGUGGCGGCGGCGGCGGGAUGCAUCUGCAGUCUGAGCCAGGAGGUGGCUGUUUGAACCAAGAAAUGUAACUUGCCUACUAUUUAUACCUUGGACCCUGAAUGUAGAGUCUACUGUGAGUCUGAAUCAGAAUGGCACAAUGACUUUGGCUGAGCAAAAAUUUCUUUCGGUUAUUAUUCAAACCAAGAGAUAACCAAGAGAUAAACUUCUAAUUGUGUGAAAAAGAAAUCAUGGAGCACUUAGAACCAGAGCUAAAUAAAUGAUUCAGUAAUAACUAAAUUUAA